AAUAAUAUAUAGCACUUAGGAUGACAGAUUCAAUCUUAAAAUUUAGCCUUGAUAUCAAAUAAAAAUAUUUGAUUGGAGUUUGAUUUAAAGUGAUCCAGGGGUGCGCGUGCCUUCAAAGUAGGCGUAGGCCUAACACAUCGUUGGAUCGAUUAUACUAUACACACCUCUGUAGGAUCAGCAUCAACAUGGAUGCCCUGAACGGAUUAAGACUUUUGUUAUGUUUUACUUUAGCAAAGACUACAUACUCACAAAGUACAACUGACGAUAACUAUAAGUUAAUUUGGGAGGAGAACUUUGAUAGUCCUACAAAGACGGGUGCCGUGGAUCGAACCAAAUGGGAACACGAAACGACAGCCUGGGGUGGAGGGAACUGUGAGUUCCAAGUUUACACUCCUGAUACAACAAAUACCUACGUGAAAGAUGGCACCUUGUUCAUCAAACCCACACUCACGGUGAAUAACACCAACCCGCUGACCAACCAACCUUUUGGGAAGGAUUUCUUAACAACUGGAGACCUUGACCUUAAUGCCAUGUAUGGAGCCUGCACGAUGUCUGAUAAUUGGGGCUGCCGUAGAGAAGGCAAAUACGGCCUCAUUCCCCCUAUUAUGUCCGGUAGGAUACGAACGAAGGGAAGAUUUGCUUUCAAAUAUGGACGCCUGGAGGUUGUGGCCAAAAUGCCCGUUGGUGAUUGGAUGUGGCCAGCAAUUUGGUUAUUACCCGAAGGUAACAUUUACGGCGGGUGGCCAAGAUCUGGGGAAAUAGACCUCGUAGAAACAAGAGGCAAUCGUGACCUUAAGUACACUGAAAGCGGAAAUUACGCUGGUAUACAAGACAUUGGGUCAACGUUACACUGGGGGCCUGUCUGGAAUGUCAAUCACUACCACCUCACUACUGGACACCACGAGAAUGUGACGUCAAAUUACGGUGAUCACUUCCACACAUACUUGCUGGACUGGGAUGAAUUUGGACUCAGAUUCUACAUCGACGGACACGAGAUAGCCAAAUAUCCAGAUCCAUUAAUCAACGAUGAUCCCGAUUGGACAGGCUGGUGGGAUUUUGGUGCUCCCUGGGAAAAUAAUGAAACAAACCCGUGGGCUGAUGAGUCCAAAAUGACUCCUUUUGACCAAAAGUUCCACAUUGUGAUGAACGUUGCAGUAGGUAGUACCAACGGUUUCAUGCCAGACGCUUCAGCAGCAACAAAUGGUGGAGCUGCCAAACCCUACAAUAACUCAGAUCCAGACGCCAUUGUUAAAUUCUGGAACGCCAGAGAUGAAUGGUAUCCAACAUGGACAGCGGAGGGCGACAAUGCAGCAAUGCAGGUCAAAUCUCUCAAGGUGUACCAGCACCAAAUACAAACCUGUAAUGUGUCUGUUGGGACUAGCGUUAGAAUAACAGUCAUGCUUUGGGCUGUAUUAUUAUUGAAUUUUGUUUGAACUAGUUAUUGAUCUAGUUUGAAAUACUAAACGAUCCAAUGAGAGAUUCGAAUUCGGACAGGAAACUGAUACCUUCUUUUUCUAAGGAGGGCAAAUCCUGAAACAAAUUAUAUGUCACUUUUCCGCUCAGCUGUUACACAUUUAGUACACUAACAUGUAUCCGAUUUUCAAAUAAUUGCUAUUUUCAUUAUAUUUUUGGCUGGUGCGUGAAUUAAGUUCUCAAAUUAUCUAGUACAUUUUAAACUAUUUUCGAUCAUUACUACAGCAGUAGUUAAUCCACUGGAG
Molecule: messenger RNA, 1718 nt
Organism: Owenia fusiformis
Lineage: Eukaryota; Metazoa; Annelida; Polychaeta; Sabellida; Oweniidae
Source: the annotation of a GenBank genome assembly